GAUAUAUGUAACAUACGAGAUCCUUUUUACGGAAGACGAUGCAUCAUAAAUUUACUUCAAUACACAAUUUCGCAUCAAAUCCUAGGGUUUUUUACUCGAUUUGGUACUUUCUUUGCCGUUCAUCUAAUCAGGAAUUGUAUAAAGUAUGGGUGAGAAUGGAAGAAGACAGCUUAAUAAGAGAGAUAGGGAUAGGGAUAGGGAUAGGGAUAGAGAUUGGGACGAUAACAAGAAUCAACGAAGAAGAGGAAACGAAAGAGACGACAGAAGUAAUAACAAUUAUAACUAUAAUAUUAACAACAACAACAACAACUACAAUAAUAAUAAGUAUGAUAAGGAGAGGGAGAAUGGUGAGUUGAUUGUGUACAGGAUAUUAUGUCCGGAUCGGUUUAUCGGGAGUGUGAUCGGGAAGAGUGGGAAGGUUAUAAACUCGAUUAGGCAAGAUACGAGGGCGAAGGUUAAGGUAGUGGACCCGUUUCCGGGGUCGAAUCAUAGGGUGAUAACGAUUUAUUGUUAUGUUAAGGAGAAGGUGGAUAUUGAGCCGGAUGAUGAGGUUGGUGAUAUGGAGCCGGUAUGCUUUGCGCAGGAUGCGCUUAUACGGGUGCAUAAUGCGAUUGUGAACGUGGUAGGGACCGGUGGUGAUUCGGAUAAGAAGUAUAAGGAUAAGACAGAGUGCCAGAUUCUUGUUCCGUCUAGUCAGGCGGCUAACCUUAUUGGGAAAGCCGGUGCAACGAUAAAGCGAUUGAGAAAUAAGACGAGGACGAUUAUUAAAGUUUCUCCUAAAGAUGUUGGUGAUCCUAAUCAUUCAUGUGCUAUGGAAUUCGACAACUUUGUUCAGAUAACUGGUGAACCGGAUGCAGUGAGAAAAGCACUAUUUGCAGUCUCGACGAUUAUGUACAAGUUUACCCCUAAGGAAGAUGUUCCACUUGAAACAUCCGUGACCGAAGCUCCUCCAAGUAUCAUUAUACCUUCUGACCUACCAAUAUUUCCUGCUGCUGGGCUAUACCCAGGUGUGGAUCCAUACGUGCCUGCAAGACCUGUUCCUUCUGCUCUUGGUGGUUCACAUGUUCAAGAAUUUCAAGGUUUUUCAGAUUCAGGGAGCCAAUGGCCAAUUUACUCUUCUGCCCUCCCUGUGGUUUCUGGAUUUUCUGGUGCCUCUUUAUCAGGGGAGUUGAUAUUAAGGGUUCUCUGCCCGUUUCACAAAAUAGGACGUGUUAUCGGAAGGGGUGGGGCCUCAAUUAAAAGCGUCAGAGAAGCUAGUGGUGCUCGUGUUGAUGUUGAUGACACCAGACGCGAUGAAUGCAUUGUAACAGUCCAAGCAACAGAAUCAUUGGAUGAUAUAAAAUCAAUGGCAGUCGAAGCAGUUCUAUUACUUCAAGAAAAAAUAAACGAAGACGACGAAGAAAACGUUUCCAUUAGGCUUCUUGUCCCUUCCAAAGUUAUUGGUUGCAUUAUAGGUAAAAGUGGUUCAAUCAUAAACGAAAUUCGAAAAAGAACUAGAGCAGAUGUUCGCAUAUCGAAAGGUGAUAAACCCAAAUGUGCAGAUGCUAAUGAUGAACUUGUUGAGGUGAUUGGAGAAGUUGGUAGUGUGAGGGACGCACUUGUUCAGAUUGUUCUCCGCCUUCGUGAUGAUGUCUUAAAAGAUAGGGAUAGCGGUCAUAACCCAUCUUCGGGGAAUGAUUCUGUGUUUGCCGGAGGAAGUGGUAUUCCUGUACCUUCAGUUUUACCUAGCGUUUCAUCACUUGCUUCUCUGGGUUAUGAGCACCGAGCCGAAACAGGGAGUGGUCUGGGCUUGCUUUCUUCAAGCUCCAUAUAUGCGAUGAAUGACAGUGGGUAUGGAUCAUUGCCUUCUUAUUCUUCAAAGCAACUCUAUGGAGGAUUGCCUUCUUCUGCGUCCGAGAUGGUGGUCCCGGGUCAUGCGGUUGGCAAAGUGAUGGGGAAAGGUGGAGCUAAUGUUGACAAUAUCCGCAAGAUAUCAGGGGCUUCUGUGGAGAUAUCUGAAUCCAAAUCAUCCCGGGGUGAUCGUGUGGCUGUGAUUUCCGGGACACCUGAACAGAAACGCUCAGCUGAAAACUUGAUUCAGGCUUUCAUAAUGGCCACCUAAGUAUAAGUUGAAGGUGAAUUAUGGUUUAAUUAUCAAUAGUCUCUCUUUAGGGUUUUCUUAUCGUGAAAUGGAUCUCGAUCUCUUGGGUUCUUUCUACUGGAGUUAUCUUUUCUUAAGAUCAUUCUGGAAGAUUCAUCUAUGGCUCCAUUCAGCGGCACUUGUUUUAUCAGGACCUUUUCUUUCUCCCCUUACUCUUUAAUAAACAAACUCCUGUUCUUUGGUUGUGCGGAUUCUGUCUUUUUAAAAUGUUAUUAUGCUCGUGCGGUUACUUUUAUGACAUAAUUUUAAUCAUGAUAACUGAUGUUUUCUGA
This is a messenger RNA of Helianthus annuus (common sunflower), 2412 nucleotides long. Its product is annotated as KH domain-containing protein At4g18375. The transcript has 8 exons. Gene Ontology annotation, molecular function: mRNA binding. The record is from RefSeq and is a predicted model, not a curated record. Lineage: Eukaryota; Viridiplantae; Streptophyta; Magnoliopsida; Asterales; Asteraceae. Gene Ontology annotation, biological process: regulation of gene expression. Bases 146 to 2101 code for a protein of 651 amino acids. Gene Ontology annotation, cellular component: cytoplasm; nucleus.